AUGGUAUCGGAAAAGUCUUCAACAAAGCCUCAAUGGUUAUGGCAAUCAAAUCCAAAUCCAUUCACACCAGAUGAAAAGGAGGAAUGGAAAACUUACUUGGAAGAAUAUGCUGACGCAGUUUCUGAUGUAUCAAAAUUAUCCACCAAUGCAAAUAUUUAUUUGCAACCAAAAUCGACCGAGAAACUGGUUGGUUUUGCCGUUAGAAAUAAAGCUGCAAUCGGUCUAAUAUUUUUCUGCAGCAUAUGUUCACUUCUUUUACGAGAUCCAGUGCAACUUGGCUGUUCCCAUCGUUUUUGUAAGUCAUGUGUCGAAUCAGUUGACGGGGAAACAAUAAGAUGCACACAUUGUCAUACAGAAGUUCCAAAGAAAACAACUCAUUUGGAAGAAAGCCAUUCUGAUCUUUUAUGUGAAAGUUGUGGCGAACGUUUCACGUCGGCAAACAGUAUAGUACUGCACAAACAAAAUGAUUGUGAAAAAACCAUUGUUGCUUGCCCUCUAAAAGAAUUCGGUUGUUCAGAUAGAGUGGAGCGAGCUCAUAUUCAUGAACAUUAUCUCACUCAACAACAUCAAAAUGCAAUACUUGCCGCUGCCCGUCAAUUGAAAGCUAAAUUAGCACGCAAUCAAAUAUCAGAUGACAUGGAAACGGAUACGUAUGCACAUGAUGAGUCAACUCACUCAGCCACGACAACUAAUAACGCAAUGUCUCAACUACCAGAAUUAGACGAAGCAGUUGGCGUUUUGGUAGAUGGAAUGCAAGUAUUGGUUGAGCAUACGCGUGAUCUGAGUAUGGAAUCUGUGAGAUUAGACAAUCAAGUGGAGAAUCUACAUGAAGAGCUCGAAACACUCAAAGUGAGUGUUCCAGAGCAAAGCAUAUUUUUGAGCGGAUUAAAACCGAAUCAAGAGAUACUCGCUCAAGAAGUGGCAUCUCUCAAGCAACAGAUCGAUGAAUUUCAAUACACUUCUUAUGAUGGAUCGUUGAUCUGGAAAAUAACAGAUGUUUCCGAAAAAAUAAGUGGCGCUCAGGGUGAACGACAAACAUCGAUAUAUUCUCCGACAUUCUACUCAUCUCCCAAUGGAUAUAAGAUAAGAGCUCGUUUAUACCCUUAUGGAGAUGGGAAUGCUCGUCGCACUCAUUUGUCCCUCUUCUUUGUUUUGAUGCGCGGGAGAUUCGACCAUCUAUUAGCGUUUCCCUUUCAGCACAAAGUGAUCUUUUGCCUAUACGAUCAGACACCUACGCAACGUCAUCUGAUCGAUUGUUUUCGACCUGAUAUCAAAUCAAAUAGUUUCCAAAGGCCACGAUCUGAGAUGAACAUCGCCAGUGGCAUUCCGAAGUUUUGCCCCUUGGCCAUAAUUCAACAGGAGAAUAAUCCGUACGUUCGCAAUGACACUAUGUUUAUCAAAAUUAUGAUCGAUUUCGAGGAGUUGCCGAAAAGAGUUUUGCCAUAUGCGCUAAGUCUUGAUCCUGGAUUACCAGCGCAUAUUCGACAACAAUUGAUUCGUCAAGAAACAGAAAGACAAGCACAACAAAACAAUACUACAGCAUAA
Adineta ricciae is the source of this 1545-nucleotide messenger RNA. NCBI's taxonomy places the organism in Eukaryota, Metazoa, Rotifera, Eurotatoria, Adinetida, Adinetidae. The record is from the annotation of a GenBank genome assembly.